AUGCCCAUCCACGCCCAUGCACGCCCAUGCACGCCCAUCCACGUGUGCUCCCAGGUGCUCCAGAGCCUGGCGUACCUCCACAGCCUGGGCCUGGUGCACUCUGACCUCAAGCCUGAGAACAUUCUCAUAAAGAGCUACAGCAGGUGUGAGGUCAAGGUGAUCGACCUGGGCAGCAGCUGCUUUAUCACGGACCACCUCAGCAGCUACGUGCAGAGCAGGAGCUACCGCGCACCGGAGGUCAUCCUGGGGCUGCGGUACGACCAGAAGAUCGACAUCUGGUCACUGGGCUGCAUACUAGCGGAGCUGGCCACGGGCUACGUGCUGUUCCAGAACGACAGCCUGGCCACCCUCUUGGCGCGGCUGGAGGGCAUCCUGGGGCCCCUGCCAGGCUUCAUGGUCGGCCAGGGCAGGUACAGCCACAG
This is a messenger RNA of Monoraphidium neglectum, 422 nucleotides long. Its product is annotated as Dual specificitytyrosine-phosphorylation-regulated kinase 3. Gene Ontology annotation, biological process: peptidyl-serine phosphorylation; peptidyl-threonine phosphorylation. The transcript is spliced from 4 exons. Gene Ontology annotation, cellular component: cytoplasm. The record is from RefSeq and is a predicted model, not a curated record. Gene Ontology annotation, molecular function: protein tyrosine kinase activity; protein serine/threonine kinase activity; ATP binding. The annotation marks the transcript as partial. Lineage: Eukaryota; Viridiplantae; Chlorophyta; Chlorophyceae; Sphaeropleales; Selenastraceae.